This is a messenger RNA of Aureococcus anophagefferens, 627 nucleotides long. RefSeq lists its product as hypothetical. The transcript has 2 exons. The annotation marks the transcript as partial. The record is from RefSeq and is a predicted model, not a curated record. Lineage: Eukaryota; Pelagophyceae; Pelagomonadales; Pelagomonadaceae.
AUGAGACCACACAGAACAGCAGCCCUCCUCGCGGCCUGCCUGUUCACGGGCGGCCUCGGGCAGCCCGGCUUCAUCAAUUCGCCCUGCGCGAACUCCUGCAGCGGCCACGGGCUCUGCGACGUCUACCACGUCUGCAACUGCGCGGACACGUGGACGGGCGCGGACUGCAGCCGGCGCACGUGCCCCGUCGGCCGGGCCUGGGCCGACGAGGUCUCCGCGAUCGCGGCGUCGGGCGUCGGCCACGGCGCCGCCGAGUGCAGCCGCAAGGGCCUCUGCGACCGCGACGCGACGCAGGCGCGCUGCGUCUGCCAGGCGGGCUUCGAGGGCGCGGCCUGCGAGCGGUCGUCCUGCGGCGACGCGUGCUACGGCCGCGGCGCGUGCGUGACCUUGGAGUAUUACGCGUCGCGCGGGGACCCCGGCGCGGGCGAGGUCUACGACUACUCGGGCGCCUGGGACGCCAAGAUGCUGCGGAGCUGCUCCUGCGCGGCGGGCUUCGCGGCCCACGACUGCUCCGUCUGGGACUGCCCCACGGGCGACGACCCGUUCACGCUGGAGGGAAACAACGAGGAGGACCGCGAGUGCAGCGGGCGGGGCCUCUGCGACACGCUCACGGGCCGCUGCGGCUGC